AUGAAGGAAGCUUCAUCAAAAUCUGGCUCCCAAUCCAAUGUGGUUGAGUCUUCGCUUCCGUACAAAUCUGUUCGUUUGACCAAGAAGAUAUGCAAUGAUAUGAGCACGUUCAAAGGAACAAGAAAAAGGCUCACUGAAUUACAACAAAAGAUCAAUGAGAAACAUUCGAAAAUACGUUCUGGAGAAGAGAAAUUGGAAGUGAAUGAAGAAUUACGACAAAUUUAUGCCGAAUUCUUUGAAAAUACAAAGAAGGAACAAGAUUUAAUCAUUGUAAUUUUAGCACAACUUUCUUUGUUGGUAGAGAAGGCAGAGGAAAAACAGAAAGAAAGCGGAGUAUUCACACAACAAGCAAUAGCAACCGAUACAACACCUCAAGCUGAUUCAUUGGCUGCAGAGGGUGCAUCCAAUGUGGCCGUUCCAUCACAACCACAACAACCAACAACUCCACAAGCCACAGCCGUUUCAACUGAUGCCAUGCAAGUUGACGAGGAGGAUGAAGAAAUGGCUACAGCACCUAGUGGCAGCAGUGCAACAGCAAACAUUUCCGAUUCGGAAAAACAACCAGCUGGCAAAACAACAACAAGAACCACAAAGAAGAGACAAACAAAAGGUACAAAAUCAACAAAAGAGCCUGCGUCUGAACGAACAAAGACAGAGGCUCAACCCAUCACAACUGAUAAAUACUUACAGCUCGAUGAAGGGAUCCCAGUCAAAUCCAAAGUCGCUGCUAGAAUUAGUGGUGCAAGUGAGGAGAGUGGAGAUUCUGGUUUUUGGAUUUUGGCUUCAAUUCUCAAAUAUUAUCCCGAUAAGAAUCGCUAUGAUGUCAUUGACGAGGAUAAUAGCGAUGAUGAGUCCUCGACCUCAGAGCGUAAAACCUACAAGCUUAACAAGAAUCAUAUUGUACAGUUACCGACAGAUUUUUCACAACACAAGCCCUUUAAGAAGGGAGAACAGGUGUUUGCCGUCUUUCCUGAUACUACCACGUUUUAUCCUGCAAUUGUUGACACUGCACCAACAAAGAAUUCUAAGAAUUAUUAUUUGAAAUUUGAGGAUGACGAAGAAGACGGAAAGACACCACUUCGAAAAGUCAGUUUUAAAUAUGUAAUGCCUCUACCUAAAUAA
Messenger RNA from Naegleria lovaniensis, 1122 nucleotides. RefSeq lists its product as uncharacterized. The transcript has 2 exons. The coding region runs from base 1 to 1122 and encodes 373 amino acids. Gene Ontology annotation, cellular component: SAGA complex. The record is from RefSeq and is a predicted model, not a curated record. Lineage: Eukaryota; Heterolobosea; Eutetramitea; Acrasida; Naegleriidae.